AUGGGCACAUGCAGCAACCCCAACGCCGCCAUCAAUGUUCCCCAGCGCGAGCCACUACACGAAUAUAGACAAUCUUUUUGGAGGAAUAAUGAUAUAGAAGAUCCUGAGCUGGAUAAAGACCCCUAUCCUUGGAUUAUGUGGUUUACUUGGAAAGCGAGAAAUGAUAAACUAUUCAGAGGAAUAAACAUGGACUCUUUGGAAACUGUCCGACAUGCUGAGUCAGAAUGCCAUGCUUGGUUCCAAGCAAACAACAAACAAGAGGAACAUGUAGUUGCACAAAACCUUGAGCAGUUAACAAAUUCUGAGAGAUGCAUGAUAGAUGGAUCAUGGACACAUGAUGCACUCUACAGUGGUUAUGGAUGGAUAUGGAAGACCUCAGGAGGAACAACUCAGCUAUUGGGAGCACGAAACCAGCGACGAAGAAUCUCACCACUUCUCUCGGAGCUCGAGGCCCUCUCGUGGGCGAUGGAGUGCAUGCUUCAGCUAUCGACGUGUCAAGCUUUUGGCACGGAUUGUAAGGAUCUAAUUUCGAUGAUUCAAGACCCUGGAGCAUGGUCCAACUUCUCACCUGAAUUGGACGAGCUGUAG
This is a messenger RNA of Brassica napus (rape), 588 nucleotides long. RefSeq lists its product as uncharacterized. The transcript has a single exon. The record is from RefSeq and is a predicted model, not a curated record. Gene Ontology annotation, molecular function: nucleic acid binding; RNA-DNA hybrid ribonuclease activity. Lineage: Eukaryota; Viridiplantae; Streptophyta; Magnoliopsida; Brassicales; Brassicaceae. Bases 1 to 588 code for a protein of 195 amino acids.